Messenger RNA from Rubroshorea leprosula, 803 nucleotides. NCBI's taxonomy places the organism in Eukaryota, Viridiplantae, Streptophyta, Magnoliopsida, Malvales, Dipterocarpaceae. The record is from the annotation of a GenBank genome assembly.
AUUGUACAAAUAGUGUUGAGCAGGACUUUGGAAUAUGGUAUUGCAGAAAAUGUGACCAGGGAUGGUCAAAUCUUAGAUUGAGGUAUUGCAUUCAAGUCCACGUAGUUGAUGGAACUGAUGUUGCAUCCUUCAUUCUUUUUGAUUCUGCCACAAAAGAAUUUCUUAAUAUAUUUGCUUCUGAUUUAUGUGACCUGCACUUCAAAAGAGUGAUUUUCUUUGUCAUCUUCAAUAUUUAUUUUUAUGUUACUUAUGGCUUAUAAUUGGUAUGGUGCAGAUAUUGAGCAGCUAUCCUUAGAAGCAAAGCGUCGGUGGUUAUCCCAAGCUGAAAUAUGUGAAAUUCUUCGGAAUAAUGAGACAUUGCAGAUAUCCUCAGAACCCUCUAAUAAGCCACCAAGUGGUUCACUUUUUCUUUUUGAUCGAAACGUGACAAGAUAUUUUAGAAAAGAUGGACAUAAUUGGCAAAGGAAAGAGAAUGGAAAAUUGGCAAAGGAAGGUCAUAAGAAGCUCAAGGCUGGAAGUAUUGAUGUUUUGCAUUGCUACUAUGCCCUUGGGGAGGAGAAUAAAAAGUUUCAAAGACGUUGUUAUUCAAUGCUCCAAAAGGACUUCUCCCACAUUGUUCUUGUCCACUACCUGGUAACGGUUAGAGUUUAUGAUUUAUCCUAUCACUUCUUCUUUUUUUUCCCUUUCCUGUCAGCCAUCUUCUGAAAUGAACUUAUGAAUUUUAUUUUAUACACUUUGCUUUUUACUUCCUAAGAAAAUCAUUUGGCUGAUGCAGUUUACAACCCAGAUUAAACUGAAAAUUU